This is a messenger RNA of Rhodamnia argentea, 2166 nucleotides long. RefSeq names its product asparagine synthetase [glutamine-hydrolyzing] 2. The transcript has 15 exons. Lineage: Eukaryota; Viridiplantae; Streptophyta; Magnoliopsida; Myrtales; Myrtaceae. Gene Ontology annotation, cellular component: cytosol. Gene Ontology annotation, molecular function: asparagine synthase (glutamine-hydrolyzing) activity. The coding region runs from base 105 to 1838 and encodes 577 amino acids. The record is from RefSeq and is a predicted model, not a curated record.
AUCCAACUCAGCAGCCUCCGUCGCCACCUCCCGUCUUCUUCUUCGUCCCUCUUCCACUGCAAUCGAUUGAGAGAGAGAGAGAGAGAGAGAGAGAGAGAGACGCCAUGUGUGGAAUACUCGCCGUCUUCGGUUGCAUCGACACCUCGCAAGCCAAGCGCUCGCGUAUCAUCGAGUUGUCUCGGAGGCUGCGGCAUAGAGGUCCUGAUUGGAGUGGAUUGCACUGUCAUGGGGAUUGCUACCUUGCGCAUCAGCGAUUGGCAAUCAUGGAUCCCACUUCAGGAGAUCAGCCCCUUUACAACGAGGACAAGACUGUUGUUGUGACGGUUAAUGGGGAGAUCUACAACCAUAAAUCAUUGAGAGAAAAGCUGAAGAAUCAUCAGUUCCACACUGGAAGUGACUGCGAAGUCAUUGCUCAUCUGUAUGAAGAAUAUGGAGAAGAGUUUGUGGAUAUGUUGGAUGGCAUGUUCUCCUUUGUACUUCUUGACACGCGUGACAAAAGCUUUAUCGCAGCUCGGGAUGCCGUUGGGAUAACACCACUUUACAUGGGCUGGGGACUUGAUGGAUCAAUCUGGUUUGCCUCAGAAAUGAAAGCCCUGAGUGACGAUUGUGAAAGAUUUGUGUCUUUCCCUCCAGGCCACAUAUACUCUAGCAAACAAGGUGGUCUUAGAAGGUGGUAUAACCCUCCAUGGUAUACGCAGCAAAUACCUUCCGGUUCCUACGAUCCCCUUGUUCUCCGUGCAGCUUUUGAGAAGGCUGUCAUCAAGAGACUAAUGACUGAUGUACCGUUUGGUGUACUUCUGUCUGGAGGUCUGGACUCAUCUUUGGUUGCUUCUGUAGCUUCUCGCUAUUUGGCAGACUCUGAAGCUGCUUGUCAAUGGGGCUCACAGUUGCACACCUUUUGCAUUGGUUUGAAGGGUUCUCCUGAUCUAAAAGCUGCAAGAGAGGUAGCAGAUUAUCUUGGAACUCGCCACCAUGAAUUUCACUUCACCGUUCAGGAAGGCAUAGAUGCACUUGAGGAAGUUAUAUAUCAUAUCGAAACAUAUGACGUGACUACCAUUAGGGCGAGCACUCCGAUGUUCCUGAUGUCUCGAAAAAUUAAAUCAUUGGGAGUGAAGAUGGUGAUUUCAGGGGAAGGUUCAGAUGAAAUAUUUGGAGGGUACUUAUAUUUCCACAAGGCACCUAACAAGAAGGAGUUGCACGAAGAAACUUGCAGAAAGAUCAAAGCUCUUCAUCUUUAUGACUGCUUGAGGGCAAACAAAUCAACUUCAGCAUGGGGAGUUGAGGCUCGGGUGCCAUUUCUGGAUAAAGAGUUCUUAAACACAGCAAUGGGUAUAGAUCCUGAAUGGAAAAUGGUGAGACCUGAUCUUGGGAGGAUUGAGAAGUGGAUCCUACGGAAUGCAUUUGAUGAUGAUCAGAAGCCUUAUCUACCAAAACAUAUACUGUACAGGCAGAAGGAACAGUUUAGUGAUGGAGUGGGUUACAGUUGGAUUGAUGGCUUGAAGGACCACGCUAACAAGCAAGUUACUGAUGCAAUGUUAAUGAAUGCAAGCUUUGUAUACCCGGAAAACAUUCCUACAACCAAAGAGGCAUAUUACUAUAGAGCUAUCUUUGAAAAGUUCUUUCCUAAGAAUGCUGCAAGAUCUACCGUUCCUGGCGGUCCUAGUGUGGCUUGCAGUACUGCAAAAGCAGUUGAGUGGGACGCAGCAUGGUCAAAGAAUCUUGAUCCAUCUGGUCGCGCUGCCCUUGGUGUCCAUGAAGCUGCAUACGAGGAAGCAGCAGAAUCUAAGAAUAACUGCACAGCUAAUGGUCCCUCUCACAAACUAGAGAAGUCCUUGUAGAGAAGACUACUACAGUUGCUUGAUUGGGACUUGGCACAUUUGGAAUUCUUGGAGGAUUUACAAUCAUAACUGACAACAACGAAAAGAUUCAGUAGCGAGGGGAGGCAUAUGUGGUCACAUCUCGGAAUUCCUUUUUAUUUAUCGUAACAGAGAGUUGCUUGUAUAUGUGGAUGCAGUAGCUUUGUGCUCUUUCUUGUUUUUUUCCUGGUUUAGCUGCUCGGUUUCAUAGUCUCCUUGAUUAUGUUCUGGUAGGGUUGGCAGAAUUUGCUGAAGGUUCUAGUGGAAUGAAUGGAGUUACGUCCUAUUUUUCAUCUUGCUUCAUUGUUCA